Molecule: messenger RNA, 1713 nt
Organism: Asparagus officinalis (garden asparagus)
Lineage: Eukaryota; Viridiplantae; Streptophyta; Magnoliopsida; Asparagales; Asparagaceae
Exons: 4
Coding region: 1-1713 (570 amino acids)
Source: RefSeq, a predicted model, not a curated record
AUGACGAUGUUCACAGUUGCUACUGGCAGGAAGUCACUAAAUUGGACCGCUAUUAAGUUGGUGGACACGGUCUUCUACUCGGGAUUCAGGUGUUCAUCAUGCUUCCUAGAAAGUAUAGUUCUGGAUAUGAAAAAAGAAAAAAGAAACAAAAAUUAUAAAAUUUGGAAAAAUCUCAAGCAGGAGCGCUGGAUAAGUUUUUUUAGUAGUAGACAUACAGAGCAUGGUAACGAAGAACAUAAUAAUGAAGAAAAUCAAAAUGAAGAACAUAAAAAUGAUAUGAAUAUUGAAGAACCUACUGAACACAAUAUGAAUAUUGAAGAACCUACAGAAGAUGAUAGAAACAUUGAAGAACCUACUCAACUUAGGAUUGAGAAUAUCAAUGAAAACAUGAAUGUUGACGAUCCAGCAAACUGGAGCAAUAUUGAUCAAAAACUGAGAGAUCUUUUAGUGGAAAGAGGACCCAAAAGAGUUGUUAUUGCUUUUCCUAAAGAUAUUGAAGGCAGACAUUUCUCUUCUACUCAUUACACUCGACAAUGGUUAAAUGGAGAUAAACAUGAUAGGAGAUGGCUAAUAUAUUCAACUUCUUUGAAUGUGGUAUUUUGCUUUUGUUGCAAAUUAUUUAGAAAAGAUGGAAACAAGAAUCAAAUGGGUUCUUUGGUUAAUGAAGGAUUUAAAACUUGGAAGAAUCUUAGUCAUAGACUUCAAAGUCAUGAAGGGAGUAGUGAGCACAUAAGUUGCAUGAGAAGUUGGAUAGAAUUGGAAAUAAGAUUGCGUAGUAUUGAAACAAUUGAUAAAAGUGUGCAAGAAAUAUUAAACAAGGAGAGAGAACAUUGGAGACAAGUAUUAUUAAGAAUAGUUGUUGUUGUUGUAAAAACACUUGCUAAAAAUAGUUUAGCAUUUCACGGGGAUAAUGAGAAAAUUUAUCAAGAGAACAAUGGAAAUUUUUUAAGUUUAAUUGAAUUGAUUGCUGAAUUUGAUCCGGUAAUGAAAGAGCAUAUUCGACGUUAUCAAAAAGGUGAAUCUCAUAAGCAUUAUCUCAGUCAUAAAAUUCAAAAUGAACUGAUAGGAUUGUUAGCGGGAGAGAUCAAACAUACAAUGAUCAAAAUAAUCAAAGAUGCAAAAUAUUUUUCUGUUAUACUAGAUUGUACUCCAGAUAUAAGCCAUGAAGAACAAAUGACUCUUAUAAUAAGAUGUGUGGAUGUUUCAGAAAGUCCAGUAAAGGUAGAAGAGUUCUUUCUAGAAUUUCUUAAGGUCGACGACACGUCAGGACUGGGACUUUUCAGCAAACUUGAAGAUGUAUUGAAGAUUCUAGAACUUGACAUUUCUGAUGUAAGAGGACAAGGUGAAGCUGAGUCCUUAGCAAUAAAUGAAAUGGAGAAUUUUGAGUUCUUAUUGGGUAUGAUUAUUUGGCACAAUUUAUUAUUUGCUGUUAAUUCUGUUAGCAAUUUUUUGCAAAAGGAAGACAUGCAAAUUGAUAUUGCUAUAGAUCAAUUGAAUGGACUUAUAUUAUUUUCUGAAAAGUACAGAGAAAAUGGAUUUAAGGAGGCCAUUACUGAAGCUAAAAAUGUUGCAUCUGAAAUGGAAAUUGAAGCUGAAAGAUUGAAUGGCUUAGCUAUAUUGUCAAUUGAGAAAAAUAAAGUGGAGAAGCUUGAUUAUACAAGUUUAAUUAAUGAUUUUGCAUCUAAAAAUGCAAGAAGAGGCUUCAUAAAGUGA